Achroia grisella is the source of this 864-nucleotide messenger RNA. RefSeq lists its product as uncharacterized. Gene Ontology annotation, cellular component: membrane. The record is from RefSeq and is a predicted model, not a curated record. The transcript has 5 exons. Gene Ontology annotation, molecular function: phosphatidylinositol bisphosphate binding. Bases 1 to 801 code for a protein of 266 amino acids. Lineage: Eukaryota; Metazoa; Arthropoda; Insecta; Lepidoptera; Pyralidae.
AUGCAGACACUACAUGAAGAUUUGUUCUUGGAAUAUCGUCCAGACACAUUGCAGGCAGUUAGAAAGUUAUAUGAUAUGGACAAAGCAGGAAGCAUGGAUGAAGCUAUAAAUAUAAUUGAGGAAUGGAUAAAAAAGCAAAAACAUUUUACUAACAAAGAAUUUGGUAAAGAAUAUUUAGAGAGGCUAAUAAUAGCAAGUAAAGGAUCAGUGGAGCGAACGAAAAAUAGAUUAGAUAAAAUAUGCACUUCGAGAAAUUUAGUGCCAGAAUUCAUAGCUACGAUAAAUGUUAAGGAAUUCAAACCAAUACCUGCAUUCGUCGACCUUUUCCUACCGAAACUUACACCUGAUCAUGACAGAGUUUAUAUGUUAAAGUUUGUUGGUAAGGAACUCAACAAAUGUUCGUUAUUGGACCUCUACAAAAGAGGAAUUUUAGAAGCAUUUGGUGUGAGGUUUAAAGCAUUGCAUCUGUUAACUCCAUCGAGAGUAGUUGAUACACUGGUGACGUUCCUCAAACUUUUGACUGGUCAGAAAAUGGGCGACCGUUUUAUAGUAAACUCGACGUUGGAGACCCUCUAUGAAUUUAUGCCGAAAGAAGUUCUUCCGUAUAAAUAUGGUGGUGAAGCAAAGCCUUAUUUGAAAUUACAAGAGGACUUUCACGAAGCUUUGAGUUCAAAGGAAUUCAUAGAAUACAUGAUGAAAACAAAAGAUUACAAAACCGACGAGUCCCUUAGAAGUGUAGAUAAAUUUAAAGAACAAUAUAUGGGAAUUCCUGGCACAUUUAGAAACAUAAAUUUGGACUAAUAUUAGUGCCUGCUUUGAUGUGGUAUAACGUAGUGCAAAUAAUUAAUAGGAAUUGGAUGAUUG